UCAGCUGUUUUCCAGUGUUGUAUUUCGAUGACUGGCAACGCUAAAUUUUAACAGAAAAGCGUGCGCUGUUGCUUUCCAGGUUGUGGCAGUCUACAAAAUUAUAUUCAUCUCUUUUAAAGAAAAAAGGCACGCAUACACCCAAGUGUGGGCAAUGUCUGCUUAAUUUUGUUAAACAAAUUAUUUUACAGGUCAAAGCCGGCAACUGUUUUAAAUCUUGAAGAAUUCUCAGAAAUCCUAAACAUUUAUUGCACAAAAUGGAUAAAAAUAGCGCUGCCUUGUAUAAAAAAAUGCAAGCCGAGGUUGAGUCAUAUCAAAACCUUCAAAAAUCUUGCGUUAAGGUAGUAAAGCAGCGGGCACUUCUAGAGAGUCAGUUGAACGAAAAUAAGUGUGUGCUAGACGAAUUAAAUUUGCUUGGCCCCGACAACAAAGUUUUUAAGCUGCUUGGUCCUGUUCUAGUAAAACAAGAACUGGAGGACUCUCGGCAAAACGUUGGCAAACGCAUUGAAUACAUAUCCAAAGAAUUAAAAAGUUCCACGGACACUUUGGAGAAUAUGGAAAAGGAUAUGCUGAAACAUCGGGAGGCUGUCUCUAAAUACCAGCAGCAAUGGCAAGUCGCUGCAGCCAUGAAAUAAUACGGACUCCUUUAAUUAUUAUUUAUUACAUUCUGUCAUUUUAAAUAGACAUACGCAUUGAAUUAAAAUCAAAUAAAAA
This is a messenger RNA of Drosophila hydei, 711 nucleotides long. RefSeq names its product probable prefoldin subunit 6 (gene Pfdn6). Gene Ontology annotation, biological process: protein folding; chaperone-mediated protein complex assembly. The transcript has 4 exons. Gene Ontology annotation, cellular component: cytoplasm; prefoldin complex. NCBI's taxonomy places the organism in Eukaryota, Metazoa, Arthropoda, Insecta, Diptera, Drosophilidae. The coding region runs from base 255 to 632 and encodes 125 amino acids. Gene Ontology annotation, molecular function: protein-folding chaperone binding. The record is from RefSeq and is a predicted model, not a curated record.